AUGUCGAUGAUUUUUGUUAAUAUAGCCACUAAUAAUUCAAACAAAGCAGGUGUGCCUCCAACAACAAUUGGAAUUAAUUCGAGGGAUCCUUAUAUUGAUUAUGGGAUGGUUGGAGGGAAUAUCAACAAUAUGCCACUAGCGACAUCAUCAACCUCCCUAACAAAUAUUGCAAUUACGCGAUCAAAUCCGAAAAAACGUUCAAAGAGUUUGAAAUUAGAUUCGGAUGACGAUAGCAGAUCAAACGAUGAUCGAGAAGCGGAUCGACGAUCAGCAAACAAUGCUCGCGAAAGAAUACGCGUAAAAGACAUCAACAUGGCAUUCAAGGAAUUGGGUAAAAUGUGCGCUCAACAUCUACAACAGGGAAGUGAAAAAACCCAAACAAAACUUGGAGUUCUACAUCAAGCAGUUGCUGUGAUAACAGGUUUGGAAGAACAAGUACGGCAGCGAAACUUAAACCCAAAAGCAGCAUGUUUAAAAAGAAGAGAGGAAGAAAAACUUUUACCAGGGUAA
This is a messenger RNA of Dracunculus medinensis (Guinea worm), 510 nucleotides long. NCBI's taxonomy places the organism in Eukaryota, Metazoa, Nematoda, Chromadorea, Rhabditida, Dracunculidae. The record is from the annotation of a GenBank genome assembly.